CUUCUUUCUAUGUUUUUGUUUUGUUGCUCUCUUCACUAUUCCUCUAUAUAUAAUACCCUCCAACUACACAACCCACCACUACUCUCUCUCUAUCUCUCUCAAAGACAGAAUUUGUCACCAAAUUUUCAACCAACAUGGAUUCCUCAAAAAUCUAUGGUCUUUUCUUGAUUUGCAUGCUCAUUGUUUCUUCAGCCACUCCAAUUCUUGGCUGUCCCUAUUGUGGUAAGCCUCCUUCUAAGCACAAGAAGCCCAAGCCAAAGACUCCCACAUCCCCCGGUACACUCCCUCCCAUUGUUAAACCACCAAUCAAUCUCCCUAUUCCUCCGGUCACCGUCCCUCCGGUUCCCGUUCCUCCCAUUAAACCUCCGGUAACUCUCCCUCCGGUCAAACCUCCGAUCGAUCUUCCUCCUGUCACCGUUCCUCCCAUCAAACCACCGAUCGAUCUCCCUCCGGUUACCGUUCCUCCCGUCACCGUUCCACCAAUCAAAGUCCCUCCGGUCCUUAGCCCACCUAGUACUACUACGCCACCAAGCAAAGGAAAGCCAUGCCCGGCGCCGGCACCGGGGACGGCUACGUGCCCCAUUGACACGCUGAAACUGGGUGCUUGCGUUGAUCUCCUUGGUGGGUUGGUGCACAUUGGAAUGGGUGACCCAGUGGCCAACAAGUGCUGCCCCAUCCUUUCAGGUCUUGUGGAGGUCGAAGCUGCAGUGUGCCUAUGCACCACUCUCAAGCUCAAACUUCUCAACCUCAAUGUCUAUGUUCCUCUUGCUCUUCAGCUCCUCAUCACUUGUGGAAAGACUCCCCCUCCUGGUUUUACCUGCACACUGUAAAAGCGGAGGGUGUUGCGGAAGUGGAAGAGAGGUUGGUUUUUUUUUUUUUUUUUCCUUUUUUUUGGUGUGUGAAAAUGGAAUUUCUUGUUGCUACUAAUCAUUGUUCCUAAAAGUCACAAGCAUUAGCUUCUUCUUUUGAAAAGGUAGAGUGUAUUUUGGAAUUUUUAAUAACCAUUUUCUCUUGCUCCGAGAGCACUAACAUUAGAAGAACAGAAAUCCAAGUCAUUUUUAUUAUUAUUAUUUUUUUUUCUAGUUAGAGAAAAAACAAAAAUCUAGUAAUCACAGAAAAGGGAAUCAUGUCUAGGGAAAGAUGGAAAUAAUUUUACACAUUUUACUGUGCAAAUAUAUUCUAUUCAGAGAGAAAAAAAGAAAAAGAAAAAAAUGGGUAAUCGUCCUUAGAUCUGUCUCUAUCUAAUCUCCCUUUGCUAUUGAACAAUCAAUAGAUUGCUUUGAAUACAUAAAGUGGGGUGGCUCACACAAGGUUAUAAUUGCAGGUUGGUAGAGUACUGAUUGAUACUAGUGGGAUGGAAUCGCCAUGAGAGGAUGUCGGACCCCUUUCUCUCUCUCUCUCUCUCUCUCUCUCUCU
Molecule: messenger RNA, 1416 nt
Organism: Ziziphus jujuba (common jujube)
Lineage: Eukaryota; Viridiplantae; Streptophyta; Magnoliopsida; Rosales; Rhamnaceae
Product: 36.4 kDa proline-rich protein
Exons: 2
Coding region: 135-830 (231 amino acids)
Source: RefSeq, a predicted model, not a curated record